Molecule: messenger RNA, 5292 nt
Organism: Sclerotinia trifoliorum
Lineage: Eukaryota; Fungi; Ascomycota; Leotiomycetes; Helotiales; Sclerotiniaceae
Source: the annotation of a GenBank genome assembly
GACACCUCACAAUAGUUGUGUUGUCACACAAAUUUCUCGAGAUAAUCUAUAAUCAAGGGCAACUUCAAGAUAUCAGCGCCAUAUUGAUUCCUGCUGUGUACUUCAUUAUUAUCUACUGAUCUCUCAACUUUUCAUACUCCAAAUCCUAAAAUGCGCUUGCUAGAGUGCGAUAAUGCUGACGGAUAUAAGCUCACCAAAGCACUAUUAGAUAACGAAAUUCCUCCCUAUGCUAUUCUCUCACAUACAUGGGGAAGUGACGAACAGGAAGUCGAUUUCGAAGAUAUAAACUCAGGUAAUCGCAAAGCAAAAACCGGCUACGAGAAGCUCCAGUUUUGCGGAAAACAGGCUGCCUGUGACAACAUCGAUUAUUUCUGGGUGGAUACUUGUUGCAUUAAAAAGACGAGCGACCCUGAGUUGAGUGAAUCUUUGAAUUCUAUGUUCCGCUGGUAUAGGGAGGCUAGAAAAUGCUAUGUCUAUUUAUCAGAUGUAGAGGUCAUUCAAAAUGGUGUAGAGCAACCACAAAGCGUGUGGGAAGGGCGUUUUCGGGCCAGCCGAUGGUUUACAAGAGGAUGGACGCUCCAAGAACUCCUCGCUCCAAUAUCAAUCGAGUUCUUUUCACGGGAUUGUUGUAGGCUUGGUGAUAGAGAAUCUCUGAAGUUGAUUAUACAUGAGAUCACGGGAAUUGCUAUUGAAGCGCUCCAAGGAGUUCCUUUAUCGGAGUUUAGUGUUAUUGAUAGAAUGAAAUGGGCGGAAAACCGAAUUUCGACGAGAGAAGAAGACGCAGCAUAUAGCUUGCUUGGUAUCUUUGGAGUAUCCAUGUCAGUUAUCUAUGGCGAGGGAAAGGAUAAAGCAUUCAGGAGGCUCAACAGGGAGAUCGAGAGUAAUCCCGAUAAUCCUCCCUCCCCAGAUAAGCGCUGUCUAACUGAUCUGUUCACUACCGAUCCACGAAAGGACAAGCAACGUAUCGAGGAACUGAAAGGAGGAUUGCUCCUUAAGGUAUACGAAUGGGUCUUCAAAAACGCAGAAUACCAACAAUGGUACAACGACCAAAGCAGCCGCUUGCUAUGGGUGAGAGGAGAUCCUGGCAAAGGCAAGACUAUGUUGUUAUGUGGUAUCAUAGACGAAAUACGGACAUCAAAUAAUUACGCCUUGGCCUAUUUCUUUUGCCAAAGCAACGUCGAUACUAUUAAUAGUGCUAUCUCCGUCCUACGUGGCCUUAUUUAUAUGCUCUUAGAUGAAGAGCCUUCCCUCAUUCGGCAUUUACAAAAGGAAUAUGAGGUGUCAGGGAAGCAGUUAUUUGAAGGUAUUAAUGCAUGGGUGGCGCUCUCUAAUAUUCUGAAGAACAUCUUGCAUGAUGAGAGUUUGAAGCCAAUAAUCUUGAUUAUUGAUGCACUUGACGAAUGCGAAAAGGAUAUGGUCAAAUUACUUCGCCUGAUUGUUUCCAGUCUAACUGGGUUUCCUCGCGUUAAGUGGCUUGUCUCUAGUCGUAACUGGUCUGAAAUUGAAGAGGCACUAGGGCCGAUUGAGGAGAGAACGUCGCUCAAUCUCGAAUUAAAUACCCACACAGUAUCUAUUGCUGUCGAUUGGUAUGUAAGAGAUAGAGUGGGAAAACUUGCAAGCAAAAGAAAAAGUAUUGAAAAAAAUAGAACGACGGUUGAAUCGUAUCUCCUAGAGAAUGCGAACGGAACCUUCCUUUGGGUGGCUUUGGUCUGCCAAAAUCUUCAAGAACUUCGAUUCUUCACGACUUCAAUCUUACAAGAUUAUUACCCUCCAGAAUUGAAUCCCUUAUACGAACGUAUGCUACAGCAAAUUCUAGAUAUAAAAGAGCCUGGAGUAACUGGAGUAACUGAGCUCUGCCUUCAGCUCAUGGCUAUUGUAGUAGUAGCCUUUCGACCUAUUACGCUCUGCGAGUUGGCACGUCUGAUCGGAUCGGAAAUCCAUUUGGAAGAAAUCAUUCAACUUUGUGGCUCCUUUCUGGUCGUUCGUAAUCAGAGUAUCUUCUUCGUUCAUAAGUCGGCAAAGGAUUUCCUAUCAGAAAAGGCUGCUGAGAUAAUAUUUCCAAAUGGGAUCGGCAAGGUAAAUGAGAAGAUAUUUCUAAAUUCGAUAAUAGAAAUGAGCAAUAUAUUGAAAGAGAACAUAUACGACUUGCGUCAUCCAGGCUUCCCUAUUAACAAAGUCAAGCAACCCAAUCCUGACCCACUAGCGUAUAUACGAUAUUCAUGUACCUACUGGGUCAAUCAUUUUAUAGAUGGAAAUCCCCCAGAAACAAAAAACCAUGUUCAAAAUAAUGGCAAAGUCUAUAAUUUCCUAACAGAGCAUUUGCUGCAUUGGUUGGAGGUCAUGAGCUUGAUGGAAAACAUUUCUGGGUGCAUUGUUGCAAUAAGUUCUUUAGAAAACUAUAUCUCGGUAAGUCAAGAAAGCUUCAAAUAGCUUCAAAUAACUCCAACUGAUAAAUGUGAAGAUUGAGAAAGCUCCUGAACUUUCCGCUUACAUUCAUGAUGCCAAGCGCUUCGUCCUUUAUAGCCGAGUAGGAAUUGAACAAGCUCCUCUUCAAAUCUAUUGCUCAGCCCUUUUCUUUGCUCCAGAGAAUAGCAUUAUUCGAAAAAUAUUUCAAAAAUGUAUCCCGAGUUGGAUUUAUAAAAUAUCAAGGAUACGAUCAAAUUGGAGUGCUGUCCUCCAAACGCUUGAAGGUCAUUCGGAUUGGGUUUACUCAGUUGCCUUCUCACCAGAUGGCACAAAGAUAGCUUCAGGCUCUAAGGAUAAAACGAUCCGGCUCUGGGAUACAAUCACGGGCAAAUCGCUUCAAACGCUCGAGGGUUAUUCGGAUUGGGUUUACUCAGUUGCCUUCUCACCAGAUGGCACAAAGAUAGCUUCAGGCUCUAAGGACAAAACGAUCCGGCUUUGGGAUACAAUCACGGGCAAAUCGCUUCAAACGUUCGAGGGUCAUUCGGAUUGGGUUUACUCAGUUGCCUUCUCACCAGAUGGCACAAAGAUAGCUUCAGGCUCUAACGACAAAACGAUCCGGCUUUGGGAUACAAUCACGGGCAAAUCGCUUCAAACGCUCGAGGGUCAUUCGGAUUGGGUUUACUCAGUUGCCUUCUCACCAGAUGGUACAAAGAUAGCUUCAGGCUCUAAGGAUGAAACGAUCCGGCUUUGGGAUACAAUCACGGGCAAAUCGCUUCAAACAUUCGAGGGCCAUUCGGAUUGGGUUAGGUCAGUUGUCUUCUCACCAGAUGGCACAAAGAUAGCUUCAGGCUCUGACGAUAAAACGAUCCGGCUUUGGGAUACAAUCACGGGCAAAUCGCUUCAAACAUUCAAGGGUCAUUCGGAUUGGGUUUACUCAGUUGCCUUCUCACCAGAUGGCACAAAGAUAGCUUCAGGCUCACAGGAUAAAACGAUCCGGCUUUGGGAUACAAUCACGGGCAAAUCGCUUCAAACAUUCGAGGGCCAUUCGGGUUGGGUUAGGUCAGUUGUCUUCUCACCAGAUGGCACAAAGAUAGCUUCAGGCUCUAAGGAUGAAACGAUCCGGCUUUGGGAUACAAUCACGGGCAAAUCGCUUCAAACAUUCAAGGGUCAUUCGGAUUGGGUUAGUUCAGUUGCCUUCUCACCAGAUGGUAGAAAGAUAGCUUCAGGCUCACAGGAUAAAACGAUCCGGUUCUGGGAUACAAUCACGGGCAAAUCUCUUCAAACGUUCGAGGGCUAUUCGGAUUGGGUUAGGUCAGUUGUCUUCUCACUAGAUGGUAGAAAGAUAGCUUCAGGCUCUAAGGAUAAAACGAUCCGGUUCUGGGAUACAAUCACGGGCAAAUCGCUUCAAAGGUUCAAGGGUCAUUCGGAUUCGGUUAGGUCAGUUGCCUUCUCAUCAGAUGGCACAAAGAUAGCUUCGGGCUCUAACGACAAAACGAUCCGGCUUUGGGAUACAAUCACGGGCAAAUCGCUUCAAAGGUUCGAGGGUCAUUCGGAUUCGGUUUACUCAGUUGCCUUCUCACCAGAUGGCACAAAGAUAGCUUCAGGCUCUAAGGAUAAAACGAUCCGGUUCUGGGAUACAAUCACGGGCAAAUCGCUUCAAAGGUUCAAGGGUCAUUCGGAUUCGGUUAGGUCAGUUGCCUUCUCAUCAGAUGGCAUAAAGAUAGCUUCAGGCUCUAACGAUAAAACGAUCCGGCUUUGGGAUACAAUCACGGGCAAAUCGCUUCAAACGUUCGAGGGCCAUUCGGAUUCGGUUAGGUCAGUUGUCUUCUCACCAGAUGGCACAAAGAUAGCUUCAGGCUCUGACGAUGGAACGAUCUGGUUCUGGGAUACAAUCACGGGCAAAUCGCUUCAAAGGUUCAAGGGCCAUUCGGAUUCGGUUAGUUCAGUUGUCUUCUCACCAGAUGGCACAAAGAUAGCUUCAGGCUCUGACGAUAAAACGAUCCGGUUCUGGGAUACAAUCACAGGCAAAUCGCUUCAAAGGUUCGAGGGUCCUUCGGAUUGGGAGGCAUCCUCAGCCUUUGAACGGUACUUUAAGUCAAACCAUUGGAUAGCUGAAAGAUUAGAUGAAGAAGUGCGAAAUAUUCUUUGGCUACCUCCAGACUAUCGACCAACUAGUACAUAUUUUUGUAACGGAGUUAUAGUCAUGGUAUUUUCCACCGGUGGCAUUUUUUUUCUGAAAUUUGAGUAUGAAAAUUUCAUAUCAUAUAAAUAAAGAUUAGUUUCAAUAUAUCCAAUACUGAUUAACUUAUUUAUGUCUUGAAUAUAAUAUCCUUUUAUUUUAUUUUUCUCUUUUUAACAGAGAGGUUGGGGGAAGUCUAUGAUUAUAUAGACUUUCUAUUUGCCACCUUGAUUCCAGUAUGUUCUAGUGUAGUGAGGUAGUAGUUUUAUGUUACAACGGCUAUCUUCUAUGCCGCGUCACAUGACUAAACCAAGGUAACGUGAUUAAAGUCACGUUAUGGACCGCUGAGGAACGCUGGCUGUCCAGGGCCGCGCAGCGGUCCUGACUAGCCAUAGGCAUGAAGGUCUAUAUAAUCAAGAUGGAUUUCCUUUGUAUAGAGCUUCGUGCUCAAGAUCAAUCAUUUAGUAUACUCUACUAUUAGUUACGAAUUGCAACCAUUGAUAUUACUUUAAAGCUCCUGCUUGACGCCUAGUUAUAAACCAUUCGAGGAUCCAGGCCACUUCCACGUGAUCUAGAUCGCAACCCUCGUAACAAGAUGUAAAUUUGAUUCUGUUCCCAGCUUUAUAUCAUAUACUGUGUAUAUAUAUAUUAAAGUUUAUCUCUGAUUAUGGCAAGAGUUCUGGAAUCUACUCACCGCACACUAAGCG